AUGGAGAGUGACUUUGACAGACAAAAAUUUCCCGUCUCUGGCCAGUUCCCUCCGUUGGAUGUCAACGCUCUGCAUAGUCUAAGGUGUAUUCCCACAUCUGAGGAAAUCAGGAGAACUGUUUUCUCGAUGGGUAAGUUUAAGGCGCCAGGUCCGGAUGGUCUUCAGGCCAUUUUCUUCUACACUCAAUGGGAGACCAUUGGAAACUCUGCCUGCAACAUGGUGAAGGACAUAUUUAUUUCUCCGGGGAAGAUUCAAGACAUAAACAACACCCUCAUCUGUCUUAUCCCUAAGGAGAUAGUGCACUCCAUGAAAAGGAAAAAGGGUGAAAUUGGUUUGAUGGCCAUAAAGAUAGAUUUAGAGAAAGCUUACGGCCGGUUAAACUGGGAUUUUGUUUACGAUACUUUGGCAUAUAUAGGCUUCCCUACUAAUGCUGCUGACAUUAUUAAGAGUUGUAUCUCGACCAGCUCUAUGAAUUUAUUAUGGAAUGGUCGUACCACUAUGGACUUCAACCCAACUAGAGGGAUUAGGCAAGGAGAUCCUCUAUCUCCCUACCUUUUUGUCCUUUGUAUUGAAAGGUUGAGUCACCUUAUCCAAACUGCAAUGGGGGCCAAGGCGUGGAAGCCUAUUCGGUUAAAGAAGAAUGGGCCUUGGUUAUCUCACCUCUUUUUCGCAGAUGGUAUUUUUCUUUUCAUGGACGCGUCUUUGAAACAAGCUGUUGUGGUGAACCAAGUACUUAGGGUCUUUUGUGAUGCAUCUGGUCAAAAUGUGAGCCAAGAGAAAACCAGAGUUUUCUUCUCCAGAAAUGUUAUUCAUGUUCGCUCUAAAGAGAUUUGUGACAAGUUGGGCUAUUGUAUGACCAAUGAUCUUGGAGGUUUGGGAAUCAGGAAUUUGCGUGUUUUAAAUAAGGCUUUUAUCAUGAAGCUUGGUCAUGGGAUCCUUACAAAUAGAGAUGCUUUGUGGGUGCAAGUUCUAAGGAGUAAGUACAAUAUGGAUGACAUUCUUCUUCCAUCCAUUGGUCAGUCUACCGUAGCCUCGAAUCUUUGGAGGGGUGUAACUAAAUACUGGAGCAAAAUUUUGGAGAGGUCUAGAAUCAUGAUAGGGGAAGGUAUGAAGACAAAGUUUUGGAUGGACAAAUGGAUUCCUCAAGUUGAUCACCUUGCUUCUGCCGCAUCAGCUCCCAUCCCUGGUAAGGUCCUCAACCAUUUCGUUGUUGAGUAUGUUAAUGAGGGGGAUAGUUGGGAUUGGCCUAGCAUCACGCCAUAA
Gastrolobium bilobum is the source of this 1263-nucleotide messenger RNA. RefSeq lists its product as uncharacterized. The record is from RefSeq and is a predicted model, not a curated record. NCBI's taxonomy places the organism in Eukaryota, Viridiplantae, Streptophyta, Magnoliopsida, Fabales, Fabaceae. The transcript has 3 exons. The coding region runs from base 1 to 1263 and encodes 420 amino acids.